GUCUAAUGCUUUCUGUGUGGUUUUGGAAAGAUGGGGAGGGGAAGGGAGGAGGAAAGGAUGGAGGAAGGGAGAUCAAACAUUCUGUUCUCCAGCUGGUUUGAGGUUUUCUGUAGGUAGAUAAGGACACUUGACAUCUUCCUUCUGGGGACACUUUUCCAUGAAGAGGUACUAUGGAAUUACAUCAUUAUUCAGAGACCUAGAAUUACCAGUUUUGGUCUUAGAUGAUCACUUAGGAUUAGCCAAGAAAAUACAACAGCGUAAUUUCUGACCCUGGUCUGAAAUGUCUUUGUGGUGUCAACGUUGUUCAGACUGACAUCUGCCACAAGAUCUACAAGGUAUUCAGCAGGCAAACCACAGGAAGGAUAUUUAAUGUCAAGAGAGAAGAAAAUGACCUAGACUCAGCCUGCUGCUGUUAGAUGCACACUUUCAUUAAUUAGCUUCAUUAAAGAACUAGACUUGGAUGUAUCUUGGAAACAAUAAGAAAUCAGUGUUUCCAACAUCAUACAAUAAAUAUACAGGACUUGUGAGUGACUUUUUUGGUGUUCUUUUCCAUGGUCUACCAAGGUCAGAGAAGGAUUUCUUCACUUUCAUUACAGUGGAAGGCAAAAUUGUUGAUGUUUUGUCAUUUAUUCAUUAGAGGCGUAUCUGCACCUUGCAGUCUUCAUGUAGACAUCGUCAAUGACACAGGGCAAUGUAAUUUAGCCUUAGGAAAUAUACUUUACAAGCUGAAAUUAGGCAGCAAAUUGCCUGCCAUUCCCUGAAUUCCUGGAGAGAGACUUAUUUCUGGAGGAUGGGGUCAAUCGCUUUCUUGCAGAUGACUGCAGCAGAGAGGUAGAAUGAGCAGAAGGAUGGAGCAGACUUAGAGCUUGAGUGGCACUCAUAUGUCCAUGCCCUCUUCAAAUCAAUCAGAAAUUUACUUCAUGGUAGAUGGAGUGCUUGUAGCAGAGGAUAGUGCUGCAUUGGUUCUUCUAAAGACUAAGAAACCACUUAACCACUGAGUCUUCCUUCCUCCUCACAGCAGGCUUGGUUCACAGAAUUAGAGGCUGCUUCAUCUGCCUUCUACUGUGAGUCAGGUUCUGAUAAUUUGCUGCCACAGGAAAGUAGGUGGUGAAGAAGUGAGCAAGGGCUGUACCUUUUCCAUUUGCUCCCUACAGAUGUUCAGGGAAGAGGCAGCCUUGCUAAUGAUAUUGGUCAGGCAGCUGCUCUCCCCACAUAAGGAAAGAGAAGGUGACUUUGAACUCAGUGAUGUUCCUGUUGUGAAACUGGGCUACAAGAGAGAACAGGGUGUUCUGAAGGAGAUGAUGCUUUUUUGGCUUCCGUAGUCUCCUUCACGAUGUUGAGUCAGGGCAAUCCAUGGUUUCAAUACAGGAUGGAAGAUGACUUCAUCAUGGAAGACAAUAUAAGGAAGAAUUUCUUCACCACAAGAGCCGUGAGGCACUGGAUCAAUUUGCCCAGGGAAGUCACGGCUGCCCCAUCCCUGGAGCUGUUCAAGGCCAGGUUGGAUGGGCAGCCUGAUCUAGUGGGAGGUGUCCCUGUCCACAGCAGGGGGGUUGGAACUGGAUGAUCUUUAAGGUCCCUUCCAACUCAAACUAUUCUAUGACCUGACUGAGAGCAACCCUGAGAAGGGCUGAGCAGGAGGAGGAGUUGGGUUGCUGGUGGAUGAGAAGUUGGACAGGAGCUGGCAAUGUGCUCUCACAGCUCAGGCCACCAACCACAUCCUAGGCUGCAUCAGAAGAAGCGUGGCCAGCAGGUCAAGGGAGGCGAUUCUGACCCUCUAUUUUACUCUUAUGAGACCUCACCUGGAUGCCUGUGUCUAGUUCUGGAACCCCAAACAUAAGAAGAAGAUGGAGCUGUUGGAGCAGGUCCAGAAGAGGCCAUGGAGAUGAUCCAGGGGCUGAAGCAUCUCUGCUGUGAGGACAAGCUGAGAGAGUUGGGGUUGUUCAGCCUGGAGAAGACAAGGCUGUGGAGGUCUGUCUGUGGUCACUCAUGAUGAAUACUUCAGCUAUAUCAGUCUUCCUUCCAACCGCAACCAGUCAGACACUUGGGACUAACCAGAGUGAGACUGUGGGAAAGACAGAGGCAUCAUAUGCUGUUCUGAAGUUCAUGGAGAGCUUCUGCCUCAUUAGUGCUGCCUGUGGGAUGGUGGGAAAUGGCAUGGUCAUAUGGUACCUUGGCUUUCGCCUCCGGAGAAACCACUUCACCGUCUACAUACUGAACCUGGCCGCUGCCGACUUUGGGUACCUCCUCUGCAUCGCCAUUGAGACAGUUCAGUACCUGAUGCAGUUCAACGUUGGGGUGCAGUUUGGGUUAUUCCUUUUCCUGGAUCUUUUCAUGUAUGGGACUGGCUUAUAUCUCCUGACAACCAUCAGCAUUGAGAGGUGCCUGUCUGUCCUUUGUCCAAUCUGGUGCCGAAGCCACCGCCCAAAGCACUUGUCCGCUGUCAUCUCUGGCCUGCUCUGGUGUCUCUCCCUGCUGCUGAACAUGCUUGGCUAUGUUUUGUGUACCGUUCGGCCCUCUGCCAGGAGCUGCCAUCUCUUGCUCAUCACCAUCGGAGCCUUGGACUUCCUCUUCUGCACUCCCCUCAUGCUGCUCUUCAGCCUGACCCUCUUCCUUCGAGUCAAGUGCAGCUCCCAAAAGCUCCGAACAGGUAGACUCUUCAUCGUCAUCAUGCUCACCGUCCUCUUCUUCCUCAUUUUUGCUGUGCCUCUGAGCAUCCUGAUCCUCUUUGACUUCUUGGGCUACAAAUUUCUCUACUCCCCAGAGAUCGGCUUCGUGUUGUCCUGUGUGAACAGCACCCUCAACCCUGUCAUUUACUUCCUUGUGGGGAGCUACAGGGAUAGAAGGAUCAAGUUCACUCUCAGGCUAGCAUUCCAGAGGGCCUUUGAAGAUUCGGCAGAUGACAAAGAUGAACGGGAAACCCAUGAAACUGUAACUAUGUCCUCCUAAUAUCCUGCUGUCCCAAAUGCAGCAACAUUGCUCUGGAGCUGAAGGACAAUAGUUUACAGCAUUGAAGAACUCUGAGCUAUCGGGGAAGGUUUCUCUCAUCUAACCUUCAGUGUCUUCAGGGUAGACCUCUACCCUUUAGCCGGUUAUUUUAAGCUCCAUCUGUGGUCAGUGAAAACACAUACACACCUGGACGACAGAAGUUAUCUGACCUGUAUUAGGACCACUUUGAAAGUGCCUGUUUCUUUUCAGUGGCCGUUGAAUGAUUUCAAUUUGAUAAGGUGAAAUAUCUUGAUGUCUGCACUUCAUCCAAGGAAUCCCACGCAGGGUUUGCAGCUCAUUUGAUAGAUCUGUCUGUCAGGGCACAAUGAUAUCAAAUUGUUAUCAUUCAUUCAAUGGUAUCAAAUUCAUGUCUGUCACUUUUUAUUCAAAUCUCUGAAUUUCUGGUGGGAAACAAUCCUCCUCCCAUUGAAGACAACCACAAAAUUCCUGGAAGGAGAGUCUGUCUGUCUCACAAGUGAAUACUUGUAUCUCAGAAACACGUGCAACUGUUUGUGGCUCACAGAGUGCACGAUUCUUCGCUUCCUAAUAUGAGCAUUUCAAGUAGUGAAAAUGUUCCUGUUAUAGAAGUUCCUUUCUUCUACCAACCAGGGUGGUUUCCAUACCAGAGUUGUGAUGUAGUAGAAAAGGGUUCCAACUCCUACCAACUUGCCUUACAACCUCAAGCAUUGAGUUACCUGUUCCCUUUUCUUGUGUUUCAGAGAAAUAUAGGGCUGGAGUUGCCUAUUAUUUUAGCUUCCCCCAGUCCAGGACAGAGUGUCCGCACCAACCUACAGCAUGCAUUGGGUCAUUAUUUCUUCCUUUAAGAAGGACAGAUGAUAAGAACCUAUGGCUUUGAACAUCUCUACCAAUAGAUGUAAAAUCAAGGAUAGGGAAAACCAGGAAAGAGAAGAAGAGUAAAUAAAUAACACGAUUUGCAAUAAAUUAUUCACCAGACCAAAUCCAUUAGGAGAGAAGAUGGGAUUAUUUGAAGUGUUGUACUGUCAGACUGCACAACAUUUGCUCUUUUAACAUAAAUUGAAACAAAAGGGCAACGCAGGUAACGCUCUUUGAAGAACCUCACAAGUUUCCUCUUCAUGAAAAUAUUUUCCUGAAGGGAAGCUGCUUUCUUUUGUUCUUGAUUGUGUUUUUUCUGUUCAUUUAUCUUUUUAUUCAUUUUUAAAUGCACCAUUUAGAAAAUAAUGGUUUGCCCUGAUGUUUGGAGUUGCUUUUUGCUCUGUUUGCAGUUCCUGAAAGCUGAAAUUUGAGUUCCAUUUCUCCUAUUCUUUAAUUGUUAAUGCUAUUAUUCUGCGAUGUACAUAUAGCUGAUUCAGACUACAUCUAUGCUAUUAAUCAUAUUUAGUAAGGUUUAUUUUCUUCAAACUUCUACUGCUGAGGGGAAGAGAGCAUCCAUUUAUGAGAAAACAUGUUCAAAAUGUUUUUCUUUUAAUAUCUGUAAUGAUUUUAUCAUUGGAAGAACCAAAACAUUUCCGUUAUUAUUAAAAAUGUCAAAGGGUCUUUUUUUUGAAGGAAAAUAAAUUGUAUUUAAAAACAUCACUGUGCUCAGCAGAAGCUAUCAAUGAUAAAAACAUACAGAAUAUAAACCAUAAAACCUUUCCAUCGUGUUAGUUUGUCCUUAAAUAUCCCCACCAUGAAGACACCUAGCAUUUACUGUGAACAAUUUUACACUUCACAUAAAUACAAACACUUCACAUCCAACCUUGGACAUUUAGAUUCAUAGAAUCCCUAGGUUGGAAAAGAUUUUUGAGAUCAUCAAAUCCAACCAUUCCUGUCCACUACUAAAUUAUAUGUCUAAGCACUUCAUCUCCCCGUCUUUUAAACACCUCCAGGGAUGGGGACUUAAUCACCUCCCUGAGCAGCCUCUGCCACUGCCCAAGAAACCUUUCAGUAAAGAAGUUUUUCCUGAUGUACAAUAUGAACCUCCCCUGAAGCAGCUUGAGGCCAUUCCCUCUCAUCCUAACACUUGGGUGAAGACACCAACACCCACCUCUCUGCAACCUCCUUUCAGGCAGUUCUAGACAGUGAUGAGGUCUCUCCUCAGCCUCCUCUUCUUCAGGCUAAACCACCCCAAGUCCUCCAGCUGCUCCUCAUAAGUCUUGUUCUCCAGCCUUCAGAUAAACCACCAUUGCAGACACCGCAACCACCUCAAUCACGAUAAGACAGGUGUUCUCAGCAGUGGUAUCUGCCAGAUAUUUGCAGCGUAUCUCCUGUGGUCCUGUGGUCAGUGAUGCAAUCUGCAAGGAGAUGGGGACCCUUUGCAGGAUUUUUCACCCUGAACUAACACCUAUAAGGUCCCUUCCAGCUCAAACUAUUCUGUGACUGCGUGAACUCCUGACAACAGAGGUGAGAAAAGAUUAUUCACAGUGUGACACCUGAAAACUGAGGGACAUUUGCCCCCUGGAGCCAGCUCCUGACCAUUUCAAAACAUGCAUAGCCACAUUGUUAAACUCCUUUCCUCCUGUCUGCUUUGUAAGUGGCACACAGUGAGAUCGUUUCCUGUCAGCAGUAUUUCUGUUAAUUACCAUGAAUGAAUCAUAGAAUCAUAGAAUAGUUUGGGUUG
Molecule: messenger RNA, 5563 nt
Organism: Cuculus canorus (common cuckoo)
Lineage: Eukaryota; Metazoa; Chordata; Aves; Cuculiformes; Cuculidae
Product: proto-oncogene Mas
Exons: 2
Coding region: 1987-2946 (319 amino acids)
Biological process (GO): G protein-coupled receptor signaling pathway
Cellular component (GO): membrane
Molecular function (GO): G protein-coupled receptor activity
Source: RefSeq, a predicted model, not a curated record